CACAGUCUCACUUCUGUGACAGUCCAGUCCCACGUCCUCUGUGAUGAAUAUACAGGGUUAAUUCACGAUGCACUCGGCCAAUUGCCUGAUUAUAACCACUACACCACCAUGACCACCCUCCAACCACGAAAGCCGUACACGGAGGAGGAGCUGAAGGCCCUCUACCCUCCUGGCCUUGAGCUCGUCCAAGCCCAAAUCCUCCUCCGUCAUGGGGAGCGGACUCCGGUCUCGGCCCGCUUUCAGAACGCCGGCCUUCACCCGUUCUGGCCGUAUUGCAAAGCUGCCAGUCAUCUGAGAAACGUGGUGCUUGAGGCAAAUAAGAACGAUGUGAUCUUCUCCUCGUUCGAAUGGAAGAAACGCCUCGAGGCCUUCGGGGAGAGCUCAGAUGCGCCUAUUCUGGCCACAGGUGCCAAUGGUGACGUGGAUGAUCUCUGUGAGAUGGGUAUGCUUACAGACAAGGGGCGGCUGACCACGUACCUCCUUGGCGAGCGUCUGCGAGGGCUGUAUGUCCAACAGUUGGGGUUCCUCCCCGAUACCAUCGAAUCGAACGACUUCAUGUACCUGCGUGCCACCCCAGUUCCACGUGCACUGGAGUCUCUUCAGCAGGUCUUCGUUGGCUUGUACCCGGACGCGAAGCGCGCUGCUGACUUGCCGCCGCCAACCAUCCUGCACCGGAACUUGUCUCAUGAGCAACUGCUUCCCAACGAAGGGAGUUGUGCGCGCUUCAGGACCCUGAUGAAGGCAUAUGCCAAGCGCACGGCAGACCGCUGGAAUUCAACCCCCGAGAUGGACUACCUGAACGGCAUCUACGGCAAAUACAUGCCCGAAGGCACCCGUGUAGCCGUGGACGGGAAGCCACGGCUCUCUGGCAUCAUGGACACUGUCAACUCCACUCUCGCCCACGGCCCUGCGACCAAGCUCCCCGAGACGUUCUACGAUAAAAAGGCCCUCGAGACAUUGGAGAGGAUUGGGACUGAGGAAUGGUUUGCUGGCUUCAAGGAGAACCGCGAGUACCGUGCGCUGGGGAUGGGCUCACUGCUCGGCGACAUCACGGCACGAAUGGUCGCAAACGCAGAAGCAUCCCACUUGGGGAAGAGCCAGGGCAACGCAGUCAUCAAGUUCGGAUUGUCUGGCUGCCACGACACCACUAUCGCCGGCACCCUCGCCAGCCUCGGCGCCUACGAGACCCAUCGGUGGCCCCCGUACACCAGCCACGUCGCACUUGAGGUGUUCCGCAAGUCCACCGCUGCUGCUGCCGCAAAGCACGCAGCCCACAGCGACGUGCCUGCUGCCGGCCCUGCCGCCACCCCCGGGGCCAACCCGAGCUCCCUUGCUGGCAGUGCCCUCCACGGCAUCGGCCGCAAGACCGUGCAGGAGAUGACUGCUGACGAGCUCAAGCGUAUCGAGGGCCAUUACGUGCGUGUCCGAUACAACGACGAGCCCGUCACCAUUCCCGGCUGCAAGGCCGAGGGCAACCACUUGGAGGGUGAUGAGACGUUCUGCACCCUGACGGCAUUCAAGGCCAUUGUCGACAAGAUCACGCCAGCGAACUGGAGAAUGGAAUGCGCAAACCCAGAUAAGGGGAAUGCCUUCCCCCAGAAGCCGGAGCCCGCCGGCUACUAGAGGAGGGGGGGGGGACAGAGAGAGAGAAGGGCGCCAGUUGAGAGAACUGCAUUGAGUCUUUUAGGUCGAUACAUGUCUGACAUAGAAGGAUACCCCUCCAGCAUAACGAACUAGGUGGUAGACAGGUAAGCCCAGAGGUGCCGUCGAAUGGGAGCUCCGGAAUAGAAGACAUUAGAAGAACUUUCAUGCCGAUUGUCGGGCGUCGCGGCCUCCUGGACCAACCAUCUGCUUCGUCUGGAUUCUGUAAAUUUCACGCCAUAUAUGAUGAAUCGAUAGACCAGUAACGAUCAAAUUGUCCAAUUUCGUCCAGCAGUCAAGCUCCUGAAAGCACCCAGUCACAGUGCGCAAAGUUCCUCCCGGCAGGAACAAACCUGACCAGGUGCAUUGUGCUUGCGUAUGUGGUUUCACCGUCGGAUUUCGAAGCAGACCUGAGGGCACUAGAUCCUGUAGGCGUGAUGAAUGCCCUCCCGCGUUUGUUCAGACAUCUCGCUUCUGGAAACACGGCACGUCCCAGCCAACGGGGUCAUAUGGGGCAGCUACGUGGAUUUCCAUUCAGCUCGCAAGUCAGUCUACAGGAACUGAAUAAAUCUUGCUGAAGAUGUAGCUACCGUGUUAAUAGGAGGCGCUGACUGCAGUCGCUGACGGUGCACGAGCACAAGAGCACAUGUCUUGAGAACACGUGUCGCGGUGCCGCAUUUGCACAGGUGCUGAUGCUGACCUGUCGC
This is a messenger RNA of Diaporthe batatas, 2348 nucleotides long. RefSeq lists its product as uncharacterized. The record is from RefSeq and is a predicted model, not a curated record. Gene Ontology annotation, biological process: dephosphorylation. Lineage: Eukaryota; Fungi; Ascomycota; Sordariomycetes; Diaporthales; Diaporthaceae. The coding region runs from base 109 to 1623 and encodes 504 amino acids. Gene Ontology annotation, molecular function: phosphatase activity. The transcript is spliced from 5 exons.